AUGUCUAAUCCUCCCAUUCUGAUCAUUGGUGCGGGCAUCAGUGGCCUCGUACUAGCCCAGUAUCUUCAACGCCAUGAUAUUGCGUUCAGGAUUUUCGAUCGCGAUCCCGCAAUCGAUGCCCACAGUGGUGGAUGGGGUCUCACGCUACAUUGGUCACUCCCCGCCCUACGUGAACUACUGCCAGACCACAUUGUUGAUCGGUUCCCUGAAACAUUUGUCAACAAGGAAGCUUCGGCCCGGGGCGAUACCGGUCGCUUUCAAUUCUUUAACCUUAAGUCAGGAGAUGCAUUAUACAAUAUCCCCGCCGCCGAGCGCAUUCGCGUCAGUCGCGUUCGCUUGCGACAGUUACUGACUACCGGCGUGGAUGUGCAAUGGAACAAAAACUUUCAAAAUAUCGAGUCCACGGCUGAUGAAAUCACCGCUUACUUUGAGGAUGGCACAUCCUACACCGGGCGGCUACUGGUCGCAUGCGAUGGCUCACGGUCGCGCACACGCGAAAUCCUCUACCCAGAUGUACAGAUGAACCAGUUACCAGUGCAGCUCCUAGGUGCGUCGACACUGUAUACCGCGGAGGAGAUGGGCGGGGCCGAAACAAUCGACCCUUUCAUCUUCCAGGGCUCGCAUCCUGAGUCAAACGUGUUUUUAUUCUUCAGUUUUUUGGAUACCCCAAAUAACUUCGAGAAUAGUAGUAAGGACCGUUACCACUGUCAAAUCAUCCUCUCCUGGGCAGAUUCAAAGAAGGUCCCUGUCCCGGAUGUGAAUGCUGAGCGCAUCGCUCUGAUGAAGAAGUUGACUGAUAAUUGGUCGGAGCCAUUCCGCUCACUGGUACAUAAUCUUCCCCAGGAUGUGGAAGUCCGCUCGAUUCGCAUCGAAGACUGGAUGUUCCGCCUGGGCAAAGCGCAUGCGCAUCCUCGAGCGGUGUUGGUGGGCGAUUCGGCUCACACAAUGACUAUGUUUCGUGGAGAAGGCGCGAACAAUGCGAUCGUCGAUGUGUUGGAUCUCGUGACGCGUGUCGAUAUGCGCCAGCCAAGGUCCUUCGAUUCUGAAGCUUUGCGAUCCUCCCUCGUAGAAUACGAGAAAGAUGUCUUUGCACGAGCCGAGCCUAGCUUCCUCAACUCCAGACAGGCAUGUUUGGAUGCUAAUGACUUUUCUAAACUUGAGGGCAGUCCACUAGUUGGGCUACGGGAUUUAAAAAGGUCGAGCUGA
Penicillium vulpinum is the source of this 1206-nucleotide messenger RNA. RefSeq names its product FAD-dependent oxidoreductase. The transcript is spliced from 5 exons. The record is from RefSeq and is a predicted model, not a curated record. Lineage: Eukaryota; Fungi; Ascomycota; Eurotiomycetes; Eurotiales; Aspergillaceae. Gene Ontology annotation, molecular function: FAD binding. Bases 1 to 1206 code for a protein of 401 amino acids.